Messenger RNA from Sipha flava (yellow sugarcane aphid), 513 nucleotides. Its product is annotated as 52 kDa repressor of the inhibitor of the protein kinase-like. Gene Ontology annotation, molecular function: protein dimerization activity. The record is from RefSeq and is a predicted model, not a curated record. NCBI's taxonomy places the organism in Eukaryota, Metazoa, Arthropoda, Insecta, Hemiptera, Aphididae. The transcript is spliced from 2 exons. Bases 1 to 513 code for a protein of 170 amino acids.
AUGGACGAUGAUAUAAGGAUUCCAAGAGUAACAAAAACACAAUGUCAUCGUGCAAACGCUAAGCCCCAAUCAACUGAUUUAUCUGAAUUCUACCACGUUAACUAUUUUCUAUUUGGAUUAUCUUAUAUAUAUGAAGCAGAUUUACCUCAUAGUAUUGAAGCACUACGCGGUGAGUUAAAUUUAUGGAAACAAUUUUGGAAAAAUAAACCAGAAAAGGCUGAAUCUUCAAUGGAAGCUUUUAAAUAUGCAUCUAUGUUUCCUAACAUUAAAUGUCUUUUAACAAUCCUUAGUGUGAUACAUAUAACAACAGCAAGUGCUGAAAGGUCAUUUAGUUCUUUAAAAAGGAUUAAAACUUACCUACGAUCGACAAUGGGCCAGGAAAGACUUAACGGCUUAGCAAUGUUGCGUUUAAAUAAAGAUAUUCAAGUAAAACCAGGAGAAAUACUAGAUGUGUUUACUAAAAACCAAACGAAAACUUCAAUUCGACCUAUGAAGCAAUAUGAGAACCUAUAA